CGUCAAUUUAGUCAUAUUUACUGUCAAAGCUGAUUUAAAAAUAUAAAAUCCUAAUCAAAUUCUUUUAAAACUAAUAUUAGAAAUGGAUGGAAUAAUUCAUGCAUGUGCUGUGAAAUUGCCUAAGGAAGAUGAAGAAGAAUGUGAUAGUACAGAAUCUGAAGAAAUUUCUCCGCAAUCUAAGCGAAAAGGUUCAGGAAGUUUUCUAAUACGAGAUGGUUCGAAUUUGUUGCCAUCGGAUAUAUGUUCAACUAUGAAGAUUACAUAUCCAUGGCCGCAAAAACCGGAUCUUCGUACUAACAUGGGCAAACGAAGAGCGAAUCUCGUACGUCAAUUAACUAAUGAUAUAACAAACCAGCUUUUGGAAGAAAAAGCCGAACCGCCACCAGUCGAAAAAUAUUGUACAACUUACGAUGUUAGUUAUUAUAUUGAUGGAUAUAAACCAAAUGAUCAAUUUUAUGGAGAUUCACCCGAGCUAUACCAAAAAUAUCCACUUUAUAGUUCUAAUUGUAUGUCUUAUUGGCAAUUUACGUAUGAAAAUCGAAAUGGUAAACCUGGAUUACCCGUUGCAGAUGUUAAGCAACCAUUUAAACGACGAUCUACUAUUUCUAAACCAUUAAAUGAAGUUUUAGACUAAAUUUUUGUCAUAUUUGAAUAUAUUUAUGCAACAGAAUGUGCUUGAAAUUCAAAAUUUACUAAUAAAAUGUGCUGAAAUCUA
Onthophagus taurus is the source of this 715-nucleotide messenger RNA. RefSeq lists its product as uncharacterized. Lineage: Eukaryota; Metazoa; Arthropoda; Insecta; Coleoptera; Scarabaeidae. The record is from RefSeq and is a predicted model, not a curated record.